GCUUUCUAUGUGAGAGAUAAUUUGCUGCGUACCAGAUAGGCAGACAAUAAGAAGCUUUGCAUACGUUGAGGUAGAGACAGAAACUUGCUGAUUGUCAGACUGGAGACAUCCAUUUCUCCGUAUUUAUCUGUCGGAUUUUGACUCCUGGGUCGGAGAGAGCUGCCAAAUGACCUCCAGAACCAUAUAUAGCCUGCUGCUCCUUUUCUGUGUCCUGAUGGGGGCUAUAUCCUACCUGUACCUCAUAGGAGACCAAAAGACGACCACAGACCUCGUGAGUCCAGGAAAAAACGAAUCAUUGGAGCCUUGCCCGGGGAUCUCGCCAUAUUUAAAAGGGCCAAUCCAGGUCCAGUUACCAAAGUCCCUCAAGCUGGAAGACGUGAUACAGGAGAACCCCAAUGUGACCCAAGGAGGCCGCUACGAGCCCGCCGACUGUAUCUCCAAAAAGAAGACCGCCAUCGUCAUCCCUCAGCGGAACCGAGAGCGCCACCUUAAAUACCUCCUGUACAAUUUGCACCCGUUCUUGCAACGCCAACAGCUGAACUACGGCAUCUACGUCAUCCAGCAGGCGGGCAACUUCACUUUUAACCGCGCUAAACUCAUGAACGUUGGCUUCAAAGAAGCCAUGAAGGACGAGGCCUGGGAUUGCUUGUUCUUCCAUGACGUGGACCUCAUCCCCGAAGACGACCGCAACCUGUACACCUGCGACGGGUUCCCCAAACACGUGUCUGUUGCCAUAGACAAGUUUAAUUACAUUCUGCCCUACCAGUUGUGUUUCGGGGGAGUCUCGGCGUUGACUCCUGAGCAGUAUGAAAAAGUCAACGGAUUUUCCAACAAUUACUGGGGCUGGGGCGGCGAGGACGACGACUUAGCGACACGAGUUCAAAUCGGCGGCAUGCAGAUAUCUCGGCCGUCCGUCCUUGUUGGAAGGUAUAAAAUGAUACAGCACGUUCGGGACCAAGGGAACAAGGAAAACCAACAACGGUUCCACCUUCUGGGACAGACAAGGGGGACUUGGAGACAAGACGGUCUAAACACCCUCCAGUAUAAACUGCAGUCCAAGGAGCUUCUCCCGCUCUACACCAAAAUCAUGGUGGACAUUGGAACAGAUAAACUUGCUCCAUCAAGAAGGUGAGACUGGAACCCGAUGUAUACCGAUCGCUUUGCCCAAUUUUCCACACUCCUUCCUCUCUAAAACUCCAUUGGCUUUUACUCAUCCCAAGACAUUGUAAUCUUUAUAUAUCUUUCUAUCGUUCCAUGAUUAGUCCGACAAGUCUUGCCCCCCCGGAGUCAUGGCUUGGAUCAGAUUUUGUUGGUCAACCAAUCACAGAAAAGUAAAAUUUUGUUUAAUUGGUUUGUAUUUAAUUGUUAUCUAUUUUAUUUUGUUUUCUUAAUACAAAUUUUACAAAAACAA
Molecule: messenger RNA, 1411 nt
Organism: Rana temporaria (common frog)
Lineage: Eukaryota; Metazoa; Chordata; Amphibia; Anura; Ranidae
Product: beta-1,4-galactosyltransferase 3-like
Exons: 2
Coding region: 167-1132 (321 amino acids)
Biological process (GO): carbohydrate metabolic process
Molecular function (GO): glycosyltransferase activity
Source: RefSeq, a predicted model, not a curated record